Molecule: messenger RNA, 1216 nt
Organism: Mycena citricolor
Lineage: Eukaryota; Fungi; Basidiomycota; Agaricomycetes; Agaricales; Mycenaceae
Source: the annotation of a GenBank genome assembly
GCGCAGUCGAGAAGUCGGCAUUUCCGACGGACAGGAAGGUCGCAGGGACGCCGGUAGCAAUACCUGGCCUCAGAUCAGCCUCGUCACCAGCCUCCCCGGAGCCCUGUGGGUUGGAUCCUCCAUCAAGAGUCUGGAGUUUGAACGUCGUCGAGGAAGAGAUGUCCGUUCGCAGGGUCUUCAAGAACGACUGGCAGAGUAUCAGCAAUCAAGAGCAUGGACGCAGCGGUUGCUCAUUCCCACCUGCAAAUCAGCGGUUUCUGCGAACUGAUCGACGUAUCCCGUGAUGAGUAUCGAGCUGUUCUUCUGAGUGGCGGGAGUCGCGGGGAUUCCGUACAGCGCUUGCAGGCACGCCGGGGUGAUGACCCCGGUGGCGACGUUCGUGUUGCACGACGCCGGGGCGGCCCGCUUCGCCUGGGGCACGUUCAUCUGGAUCGGCGACGGCGCGAGUCUGGGCUGGGGCUCGACGAACGCCGUCGAGGGGUGGAUGACAUCCACCACGCCGACCAUCUCGCUCGGGAGCGACACGGACAUCGUGCGCGUGAUCUUCUCGGUCAGCUGGGGAUGCGAGAAGAGCUCGAAGUUGGCGUUGAAGAGGUCGUUGGCGUGCGAGACGGGGAGCGUCGCGGUCACCCAGUCGCCGUUGGGUGAGAUCGCCGUCGUCUUCAGUCCGUUCGCCGUGGCGAAGGCAUUGAACGCAGCAACAGUGGCUGCAGAUGGCUCCAUGAAGGACUUGACCUGGUCAAUCCAGUCAGCGAUCCAGAUAUUCAAAGGGUUGACGCUGGUAGCGAACCUCUUCCAUCGUCAGCCACUGGCGGAAGUUCUCGUUCCCUGGUGUCGAGAGCUCCAUAAGCUUGGCCUGGAGGCCAGCAGCGUUGUUGGGAGCCAGACCGAAACGCAGCUCCAGCUGGUCAGCAGCGGGGGCAGGUCCAUGGCUGACGAAUCCGGCAGGGAUGGAGGUCCUGCUCUCGUGCAGCACCGUCAGUCCCUUGGCAGCCGCCGCCGCAAUCGCAACAAGGAUGGUCAACGCUUGGGUGAAAGCCAUCGAGAGAGUGCACGCGUCCAGAGAGGCCCCGGGAGAGCUGCUGGGAUGCACCAUGGCGACAUGCGAGUGAGAGAGCGUCCGCAGCGAUUACCCAAGCUAUACGUGGGUAAGAGAAUCCUAACGCACGCCUUCCUUAUCAGCGCUUCGCCCACGGCAUGGACAAGACUCACUGGU